Messenger RNA from Acanthosepion pharaonis, 1131 nucleotides. The record is from the annotation of a GenBank genome assembly. NCBI's taxonomy places the organism in Eukaryota, Metazoa, Mollusca, Cephalopoda, Sepiida, Sepiidae.
AUGAUUGAACAUUACUUUCUGGCGGCAAUACUUUUAACGCCCAGAUGGCAUCUCUCGAUUAUACCGUUGCCUUCAGGGACGAAUGCACUGUACAGUCCUCAGGGCGCCAGACCGGAUGCAUCUACUGAUGUUGCGCAAGUAGUCUCGACUUUUUUUUUUCUUACCACAUCUAUAGCCUUUUGCAUUCUUAUCUAUCUAUCUAUCUAUCUAUCUAUCUAUCUAUCUAUCUAUCUCUCAGCCCUUUCAUAUCUAUCUAUCUAUCUAUCUAUCUAUCUAUCUAUCUCAGCCCGUUUAUAUGUCUCUAUCUCCGCCCGUUCAUAUCUAUCUAUCUAUAGAUUUAUUUAUUUAAUUAAUUUAGCCCGUUUAUAUCUCUCUAUCGCCAUCUGCUCAUAUCUAUCUAUCUAUCUAUCUAUCUAUCUAUCUAUCUAUGUUCAUUUUUAUAUCUUUCUAUCUAUUUAUUUCAGCCCGUUUAUAUCUAUCUAUCUGUUUCAGCCCGUUUAUACUUCUCUAUCUCCGUCCGUUCAUAUCUAUCUAUCUAUCUAUCUAUCUAUCUAUCUAUCUAUCUAUCUAUCUAUCUAUCUAUGUUCAUUUUCUAUCUAUCUAUCUUCCUGGUUCGAAUAUUCUAUUCUGCUUGCUUUUCUUCUCUUUCUAAUCGAAUCUCCACUUUAUUCUAAUAUUUCUUCUUUUUCUUCAUCACAUUUUCUCCUAUUAUUUCUUCCAUUUCUUCUUUUUCCUCUUCACUUUUAUUCUAAUAUUUUUUCUUUUUUUUUUCACUUUUUCCUUGUACUUCCAUUCCCGUUUCUUUCUCAGACAAUCGUCAAAUUUACAUUUCUCGCUUUCAUUUUUUGUUUUACUCUCUCUCUCUCUCUCUCUCUCUCUCUCUCUCUCUCUCUCUGUUUCGGCCGCUUUCUUUCUAGGUAUUUCUUAUUCUCCAUCGACUUUUUCUAUCUCUUUCCCUCCCUCUCGCUCUCUCUCUCUCUCUCUCUCUCUAUCUUUCUUUUUCUCUCUCUUUAUCUCUCCUCUCUCUCUUUCCCUCUCUCUCGUUUCACUUCUACUUUUCUCUUAAAUGUUUUAUUUAUAUCUCUCUCCUUCUUUCACUCAUUCUUUGUUUGUCACCCUUUCCUUCUCUGA